UAUGAACGCGCGUUAAGGGAAUUCAGAAGGGAAUAUGGCGGAAUGAAUCAGUAUACAGAUCCAAUUGCAACAUGGAAUCUCGUCGGGUCAGCGGGCCGUAACCUCUCACUAGAAGAUAAAAUUUCAGCAGUGAAAAAUAUUGUUUUUCCACUAGGUAUGAACGGAACUGCUGUGGAACUAGAUGAUGAAAUAAAGGGUCCCAUUAAAGUUCUUGUGAAAAAAGGCUGGCGUAACCAUUGCUUCAACGAAUUCGUUAGUGAUCUUAUACCUGUAAAUCGCACCCUUCCAGAUUAUAGAGAUGAAUGGUGUAAACAAAGAAAUUAUUCCAAGAAUUUGCCUGAGGUCUCUGUAGUAAUUUGUUUUCAUAACGAGGCGUGGUCGGUGCUUCUGCGAACCAUUGAAUCAGUACUUCACAGGUCACCGCCCGAUCUGUUGAAAGAAAUAAUUCUUAUUGAUGAUUUCUCAUCUAUGCGUCAUUUGAACGAAGAUCUAGAAAACUACGUGCGGACGAAACUGAAAGUUGUGUUAAUAAGAGCGAUUCAUAGAAAAGGAUUGAUUAGAGCAAGAAUUAUGGGCGCUAAAUACGCAUCGGGAACGGUCGUGGUUUUCCUAGACAGUCAUUGUGAAUGCACUAAAGGUUGGCUAGAACCGCUAUUAGAACAGAUAAACAAGGAUCCUAAAACUGUUGUCAGCCCAGUAGUUGAUCAUUUAGAUGUAUCUACAUUCCAAUACAUACCACAAACAACAGACAAUCUUCAAAUAGGAGGCUUCGAAUGGGAUCUCAAAUUCAUUUGGCGGCCAGUACCAAAGAGCAUUCUCGAAACUCGUACAGAAAAAGCCGCGCCAAUAAAAACGCCUACCAUAUCUGGAGGCCUUUUUGCAAUACAUAAACAGUUUUUUAAACAUUUGGGCUAUUACGAUUCUAAUUUCGAUAUCUGGGGAGGGGAGAAUUUAGAGUUAUCGUUCAAAACAUGGAUGUGCGGUGGUUCCUUGGAAAUAGUACCGUGUUCGCAUGUAGGACAUGUUUUCAGGAGUACGUUUCCGUACAAGCACGUUAAGAAAUCGUUGAUGAAAAAUUCGCUUAGAUUGGCUGAGGUGUGGCUAGAUGAUUAUGCAAAAUACUAUUAUCAGAGGAUCGGGGAUAUAAGAGAGAAUUUCGGUGAUGUAACAAAGCGAAGGAAAUUGCGAGAAAAAUUGAAAUGUAAAUCUUUUGAAUGGUACUUGCAUAAUGUAUACCCGGACAUGAAAUUACCCGAUGAAAAUGUGGCUUACGGGCAGAUUUACAAUAUGGGCGAAUAUCCUGCGUGUCUUGACGUUAUAUCAUCGACUCUGAAUAUUCAAGGGGCUGUGAGUGUACAACCGUGUCACUUUGAAGGAGGGAAUCAAUUCUGGGUUUAUACAAAAAAUGGAAGAAUAGAACACGAUGAUAUGUGUUUAAACUACAUAUUUGGAUUUAUCACAAUGGUUUUAUGUGAUGAAAAAAUGCUUUCCCAAGUAUGGUUUUAUGAUGAUAAGAUAAAAUCGAUAAAACACAAUCAAACAAAGCUGUGCCUUACUAUAAUUGUUACUGGUAAAAAUAAUCUAAAUUUAGAGUUGAAGAAAUGUGCCAAUUUGACAAAUCAAGAAUGGACCAUGGAUAAUUAUAAGGAACAAAGACUUUUGCCUGAAUUACGAAGUUCAACUAAUAAGCCAUCAAAUACAACGUAA
Messenger RNA from Colias croceus (clouded yellow), 1707 nucleotides. Its product is annotated as putative polypeptide N-acetylgalactosaminyltransferase 9. Gene Ontology annotation, cellular component: Golgi apparatus. The transcript is spliced from 10 exons. Bases 43 to 1707 code for a protein of 554 amino acids. NCBI's taxonomy places the organism in Eukaryota, Metazoa, Arthropoda, Insecta, Lepidoptera, Pieridae. The record is from RefSeq and is a predicted model, not a curated record.